Messenger RNA from Cynara cardunculus var. scolymus (artichoke), 1671 nucleotides. RefSeq names its product berberine bridge enzyme-like 21. The record is from RefSeq and is a predicted model, not a curated record. Gene Ontology annotation, molecular function: FAD binding; oxidoreductase activity. The coding region runs from base 1 to 1602 and encodes 533 amino acids. The transcript has a single exon. Lineage: Eukaryota; Viridiplantae; Streptophyta; Magnoliopsida; Asterales; Asteraceae.
AUGAAGGGUUCUCACCAUCCACUUCUGCUGCUUCUGUUUCUGCCUUUUGUUUCCAGGUCUCUUGCAUCAGUAGCCGCCGAUGGUUCGGUCUAUGAGACCUUUCUCGAUUGUAUGUCCAACAGAACCUCAUCUGAUCAGGUCUCGUCGCUCAUCUUUUAUCCCAACAACUCUUCAUACACUCCCACUUUACAGGCUUACAUCAGAAACCAAAGGUUUAAUACUUCGACUACUCCCAAACCGUUGAUCAUCGUCACCCCAUUAAACGAAACCCAUGUCCAGUCUACAGUCGUUUGCUCCAGGAACCAAGGAAUGAACCUCAGAAUCCGAAGCGGGGGCCAUGAUUUUGAAGGACUGUCGUAUGUCUCCUAUACUCGCUUUGUUCUACUCGAUCUGUCUAAUCUUCGGUCGAUUGAUGUCGAUAUCGAAGAAGAAACUGCAAUGGUUCAAGUAGGUGCCACCAUCGGAGAACUUUACUACAGAAUAUGGGAGAAAAGCAAAGUUCACGCUUUCCCCGCCGGAGUCUGCACAACGGUUGGAGUUGGCGGUCAUAUAAGUGGAGGUGGAUACGGUGUUUUGUUGCGGAAAUACGGACUGACCGUGGAUAAUGUCGUUGAUGCGAUGAUUGUCGAUGUUGAGGGCAGGGUUUUGGAUCGAAAGUCAAUGGGGGAAGAUCUUUUCUGGGCGAUCCGAGGAGGAGGAGGUGCAAGCUUUGGAGUCAUACUCUCAUACAAAAUACGACUCGUUCGAAUUCCUAAAACUGUUACCGUGUUCCGAGUUUCGAAAACGUUGGAGGAAAAUGUAACCGACAUCGUUAACCGGUGGCAAUACGUAGCUGACAAGAUCGACAAUGAUCUAUUCAUAAGAUUAAAUUUAAAAGCUGAUAAUGUCAAGAAGACGAUUCUAGCAGGUUUUACGGCACUCUUCCUAGGAGAUUCUAAUCGCCUCGUGUCCGUAAUGAACAACAGAUUUCCCGAAUUGGGUAUCCAGAAACAAGAUUGCAAGGAAAUGAGUUGGGUAGAAUCCGAGCUUUUCUGGUCGAGCAACGAUAACGCAACUGUGAAAGUUCUGCUAGAAAGACGCCUUUUUUCUGCUAACUUUGCAAAACGGAAGUCGGACUACCUACAGAUCCCGAUUCCUAGAAACGAGAUCGAAUCUUUAUGGCAAAAAAUGAUGGAACUAAGCGUUGUGGGACUAACUUUCAACCCGUAUGGUGGGCGAAUGAGCGAAAUCCCAGAUUGGGAGACUCCAUUCCCGCAUCGAGUCGGAAAUAUUUUCAAAAUUGAGUAUGUUGUUAACUGGGCCGAAGGAGGGUCGAAAACGGAGGCUUAUUACGUUAACCAAUCGAGACUUUUGUACGAUUUCAUGACUCCUUUUGUGUCGAAGUCCCCGAGAGGCGCAUAUUUGAACUACAGAGAUCUCGAUAUCGGUACGAGUAGCGUCGGGAAUAAUAGCUAUGCCGACGGUAAAGUUUAUGGAGAGAAAUAUUUCAAGGGCAAUUUCGAGAGAUUGGUGAAAGUGAAGACGAUGGUUGAUGGAAGUAAUUUCUUCACAAAUGAACAAAGCAUCCCACCUCUGAAAGCCACAUGGAAGAAUAACUUUUAAAAUGAAACCAAUUUUAUUUUUAUUUUUAUUUUGGAGAAAAGACUUCAAGACCAAAAUCAGAGUGCAUUG